AUGGCAGUCCUCUCCGAGUACAACUAUGUCUUCGCCAUCGGCACCUUGUUUGCCUUGCUUGACGCCUACAACAACGGUGCCAACGAUGUCGCAAACAGCUGGGCUACCAGUGUCUCGUCACGAUCCGUCACAUAUCAACAGGCCAUGGUUCUCGGUGCCGUCUUCGAAAUGCUCGGAGCUAUCACCGUCGGUGCCCGAACCGCCUCCACGAUCAAGAACAAGAUCAUUCCCCUCGACGCCUUCCAAGAUAACGCCGGUGUGCAGAUGCUUGCGUUCACAUGUGCCCUUGCAGGUGCCUCAAUGUGGGUGAUGUGGUGCACUCGUCAUUCGGCUCACGUUUCCUCGUCCUAUUCACUGAUCUCUGCUGUCGCUGGCGUCGGUGUCGCGACCGCUGGAGCUGCUCAAGUUGAAUGGGGCUGGAACGACGGCCAGGGCUUGGGUGCCAUCUUCGCUGGUCUGGGAUUGGCCCCUCUCAUCUCUGGUGGCUUUGCGGCGACCAUCUUCAUGCUCAUCAAACUCAUUGUGCAUCUCCGCAAGAACCCAAUGCCAUGGGCGGUCUACACCUCGCCUUUCUUCUUCCUCGUCGCCGGAACCAUCUGCACGCUGUCCGUUGUCUACAAGGGUUCACCAAACCUCGGCUUGAACAAGAAACCCGCGUGGUACAUCGCCUCUGUCACACUCGGCGUUGGCGGCGGUCUAUUUGUGCUGUCCGCCAUCUUCUUCGUCCCCUGGUUGUACGCUAAAACCAUCAACAAAGAUCAUACCAUCCGAUUCUGGCACCUGCCCCUGGGCCCCAUGCUCUGGAAGCGACCCCCUCCUGCCGAGGUCCAUGAGCAUGCCAACGUCCCGGACUAUGCUGUGAUUCAAAAGGAUGACGACGAGUCUACCCACUCCAGCGAACUAGGUGUCAAGGUCGACGGCAAUGGAGUCAAGGUCCCGAUUCAGGCUGCACAGGAGAAAUCAUCGCAGGACCGAAGCCUCGCGGAGGCUGAGGCUGCCACCCCUCAGAUGACCUACAAGGAACGUGUGGCCGAAGCCCAAGAACGGUUCCAUGCCAAACUUCGCAAGAAGCGGGGUCCUCUUGGCUGGGCCAUGCGCACGCUGCACAACACCCCCCUUGCUCCCGGCGAAAUCUACGAGCUGAAGAACAUCAAGAUCAUCCUCAAGCGCAUUCCCGCCAUGAUCACAGUCGCUGCUCUCUACGGUGUUAACUACGACAUCCACGCCGCACAGACUGGUAUUCACGGCACGCCUGAAGGCCGCCGUAUGGAGCGAGUGUACUCUCACGCCACCAAGUAUCCCAACGAGGUGGAGCAUACCUACUCGUACAUCCAGGUCAUCACUGCGUGCACUGCCUCAUUCGCCCACGGCGCCAACGAUAUCGGCAACGCUGUCGGACCCUGGGCUGUCAUCUACUCGGCCUGGAAAACCGGCGAUGCCGCGCAGUCUAGCGCUGAGGUGCCCGUCUGGCAACUUGCCGUGCUCUCUGCGACACUCUCGUUCGGUCUGAUCACCUAUGGCUACAACAUCAUGAAAGUCAUGGGCAACAAGAUCACCUACCAUUCACCGUCUCGCGGUUCUUCCAUGGAGAUGGGCGCCGCCAUCACUGUCCUCCUCUUCUCGCAAUACAAGCUCCCCGUGUCGACUUCCAUGUGCAUCACGGGCGCGACGGUCGGCGUCGGUCUCUGCAACGGCACGUGGCGGGCAGUCAACUGGCAACGAGUCGGUCUCUUGGGCUUCUCCUGGCUCAUGACCAUCCCCAUUGCUGGCACUCUUGCAGGCUGUAUCAUGGGCGUUGUCCUCAACGCUCCCCACUUCCUGUCAUAG
Messenger RNA from Cladophialophora carrionii CBS 160.54, 1827 nucleotides. RefSeq lists its product as uncharacterized. Gene Ontology annotation, cellular component: membrane. Gene Ontology annotation, biological process: phosphate ion transmembrane transport. The coding region runs from base 1 to 1827 and encodes 608 amino acids. The transcript has 2 exons. Lineage: Eukaryota; Fungi; Ascomycota; Eurotiomycetes; Chaetothyriales; Herpotrichiellaceae. The record is from RefSeq and is a predicted model, not a curated record.